UUUUAUAGAAGAUUGACAUUCCAGCGACCGAGGCCGUCAAUGAAGAUUGCCCACAGUCCUUGCGUUCUCCUUGCGGUUGUUCUGCUAGCGGCUUACUUCCAUCCGAAACUGCAUCAGACCCUGGUAUAACCAUCCCACAUGCCGCUGAAGUAUAUAUACAUUCAACACUGGUACACUAGUCUCAUCCAUUCUGCCCAUGUCUACGACAAACCCAUCUGGUGCUCCACCCGAAGAAUCUUGUCAUGCGUCACUUCCGCGCAUCCCAACAGACUGGAACUGGAACAAUGGCGAAUCAUGGCAUGAUGUUCUACCAAAAAAUAUUGUUUUGCGUCUCUGCUAUAAGGCUUUGUGCAUGAUCGCUGUGUCGAAGUCAUCGGUCGAACACUGGCGUCACCUCAUAGAGCGUCCGAUAAAGCAGGAAUGGGUAGAACACAAGCAAAUGGUGGUAAAUCGGUUUGAAAACAUGAACGUCACGGCCGGUCUGGUUUUGACGACAAGUGCUGUUUUUUUAUCCACUAAUCCUCCAUAUCAGCCUCUUAUGCCUUACGCCAGCCACGGGUCGUAUAUUCUUCAAAUGUCCGCUUUUGUCGCCGCAUUGAUCAGUUUGAUGACUGGUACUUCUGUCCUCAUCAUCUAUGAUACUUGCUAUACAAAUGAUCAGUUAUUGAAAUCGUUAAUGCGAUCUCGCCCGCGUCGCAUAUGCUGCCUUAUGCUGAUGGCGUAUCCGUCCUUCGCUCUGGCAGUCUCGACAUUAACUUUGAUGACAGCCUUCUUUAUAGCUGGCUUCACAUCCGACAAGCUCUUCGUGAAAAUCCUCACUGCAGUGACCUAUUUAACACUGAUUGUCCUCGCCAUACUCGCAACAUAUGUAUUCAGCGAUCAUUUAAAGGAUGUUGUCGGCAAAGAUAGUGAUUCACAUACUGUUGCCGGUCAGAACCCGCCGAGCUCUGAGCCCAAGGUAUAGCGGGCAUUGUCACAGGCACGUGCCCCUGUCAAUCUUAUUUGCAUCGAAAACCAGAGUACUCGGGCAGCCGCGCGUAGGGGAGCUGCAAGUCUAGGGGGAGAAUUACGCCAUUCCGCUGGUGGUAUGGACGAAUACGCUGCCGUUGACGGCUCAUUUGAUAUGCUGUUUGUAUUGCUUUGAAUCAGUGCUUCGCAUUUGUUAUUUCCUCCCAGAUGUAGGCAGACUAUUGUCACGACCUUGGAUUUUGGUACCAAGGGAAUUGUCGAG
Suillus clintonianus is the source of this 1231-nucleotide messenger RNA. RefSeq lists its product as uncharacterized. The record is from RefSeq and is a predicted model, not a curated record. The transcript has 9 exons. The coding region runs from base 197 to 964 and encodes 255 amino acids. NCBI's taxonomy places the organism in Eukaryota, Fungi, Basidiomycota, Agaricomycetes, Boletales, Suillaceae.